AUGGACCUGUAUCUCAAUAACUCCUACAAGGCUGCUCAGGCCGCCGCCUCUAAGGCGGCCGCCAGCAGCCUAACUGCCGAGAGGGAACGGUGUGACUCUCUUUAUCAACCUUCUUAUGACUUUAACCUGUCUGAUCCUUAUUGUCGGCUUUUGGGAACCGGCUAUAAAAGCCUGCACGAUCCACAUUUAAAAUCAUACUAUAGGCGAAAAGAUAUCCUGAGGAGAUUAAAGAAAGAUGGCUAUGUCACCAGCAAUAAUAAGGUUGUUUGCACCUUGAAGGAAUUGAAUAAGUACAGGCAGUAUCUCACCAGUUUGAAGUUAGACUUUGAAAGAAACUAUGUCAGAGAACAAAAAAUGAUUGAAAAACAAGUAAAUAAAUUGUAUAAAACCAAGAGAGCCUGUGACAGUUAUGGCAAUACACAGUUCCAAGAUUGGCUGUUACAAGAAAAUAAACAAACAACUCCAGACCAAAAGCUGUUGAUAAAGCAAAGAUAUUUAGACAUGAUCAGCUUGGAAUUAAACAAGCUUGAACACACGGCAGAAAAUCAGAAUGUACUCCGGAUAAAGGAAGAAGAAAGACGACAUCGGGACCACAUUAGAAGAAAACUUAGUCUCCAGAGACAAAUUGAAGAGGAAUGGAAAACAAAAGAAAUGUUACUUCUGUCAAAGAUUGGAGAAGAAGUAAAGAGAGAAGCAAGGGUUGAAGAACAACGUAAAAAAGUUAAAGCAGAUGCUUACCAUAAGAAAAAAGCACUACUCGAGAAAAAAAUCACUUAUCAUUUACAAAAAAUGCAAAGGAGUGACCUUCAGAGAGAAGGGUCAGAAGCAAGUGUAUUUCAAAACAAAAGUCAAGAUGAAACAGAAGGUGAGAGAGAAACAAUAAAAGGCAAAGCUGCUUAUCCAAAGAUCAAGAAAAUGAGUGUCACUGUCGGUCACCAGACGUCACACCAAGGACAAAAAAGACCAUCCCAGCAUUUGUAUAGUUCUCUAAAGACUCCUGAAAGAAGAUCAACCUCCUUGCAUUCUCCACAUGAUAUACAGAGUAACACAACAGAACAAAAGAAAGAUAGAGAAACAAUUAGGACAUCAUAUUCUUCAAAUGAUGGAGAAACUACUACACUUCAGAGUCCAGAUGUUUCUGCGAAAACACCAGGUGUCUAUAGAUACUCUCUACAGGAUACUUCAAAACAACAGUCAGUGAUCACUCAGUUGAUGGUGGGAAAUUGA
Cervus elaphus (red deer) is the source of this 1227-nucleotide messenger RNA. RefSeq names its product fibrous sheath-interacting protein 2-like. The transcript has 12 exons. The coding region runs from base 1 to 1227 and encodes 408 amino acids. NCBI's taxonomy places the organism in Eukaryota, Metazoa, Chordata, Mammalia, Artiodactyla, Cervidae. The record is from RefSeq and is a predicted model, not a curated record.